This is a messenger RNA of Sitophilus oryzae (rice weevil), 1446 nucleotides long. RefSeq lists its product as uncharacterized. Lineage: Eukaryota; Metazoa; Arthropoda; Insecta; Coleoptera; Curculionidae. Bases 1 to 1446 code for a protein of 481 amino acids. Gene Ontology annotation, biological process: DNA integration. Gene Ontology annotation, molecular function: nucleic acid binding. The record is from RefSeq and is a predicted model, not a curated record. The transcript has 4 exons.
AUGGAUAAUGGAUUUACCACAACAGAACCACAAAAAUUACAGCAUGGUACCCACGAAAAAUUUAGAGACCUAGAAUACACCAGGGCAGACAACACAAAGGAUGAUAUUUGGCACCAUGUAUCCACAACAUUUAAUCCAGCAGAUAUUAUAUCUCGGGGACUACAACCGAAUGAGCUUCUACACAAUCAUUUGUGGUGGCAUGGACCCUCAUUGCUUCAGGAAGUUCCAUCACAAUGGCCAUCUACCUUUCCAGAGGUACAAAUCGCGCAGCAAGUUGAUUUAGAGACAAAAUCAACCAUGAAUGUUCUAGCCUGCACAGGAAGAUUAAGCGCAAGGGAGCUAUAUCAAGCACUAAGGGUAUUAGUAAAAAUUGCACAGAAAGAGCAAUUUCUUGAAGAAUGGAAAGACUUGAAAAUAAAAGGACAAGUCCAUCGAAAGAGUAAACUCAUCACGCUCAAUCCUUUCAUAGAUACAGAGGAUCUUAUUCGAGUUGGAGGCAGAAUGUCACACGCAAACCUUCCGUAUUCUCAAAAGCACCAGUUAUUGUUACCAGCAAAACACAAACUGACUGAACUUAUUAUCCAUAAUGAACACAUCUCACUUUUACAUGCUGGUCCACAAGCAGUAUUAUCAUCACUUCGUCUACACUUUUGGCCUUUAUCAGGGCGAAGAGAAGUACGAAAGGUAACACACAAAUGUAUCACUUGUUUUAGACACAAACCUACAUCAACUAAUCCCAUAAUGGGCCAAUUACCUACACCUACAGUAACUCCAAGCAGACCCUUUCACGCAGUUGGGUUAGAUUAUGCUGGGCCGAUUUCUAUAAAGGAAAGUCACAGGCGUGGAAGAGUUCACACUUUUCAAUGUUAUGUUGCACUGUAUUCAAGCGUUUUAUGGCAAGAAGAGGGAAACCUACACAUGUCCACUCAGACAAUGUCCACUGCCACAAAUUUUGUAAAGGCGAAUAAGGAUUUACGUUCCAUGAUUGAACACCUACAAAAUCAUACUGAUUGGAACCAAAUAGAAGACUUUGCCGCCAAGGAACCCAUCACUUGGCAUUACAUUCCUCCGCGAUCACCAACUUUUGGAGGCCUGUGGGAAGCUGCGGUCAAAUCUGUAAAAUCACAUAUGAAAAAGAUAACCGGCACUGCAAAUCUCACAUACGAAGAAUAUGUAACAUUGUUAACACAAACUGAGGCAUGCUUAAAUUCACGACCUCUCAUACCUGCUUCUAAUGACCUUAACGAUCUCACCGUCCUAACCCCUUCCCAUUUUCUUCUUGGGCAACCACUCAAUCUCACACCAGAUCCAAAUUAUAAGGACCAUCCAGUGCACUUACUAAGGGUAACAUCUAUGGCAGCGGUGGUCAGCCGACUACUUGAACCAACUUCAAGAGCGAAGCAAAUGGUGCCAACAACCAACCACAGCAGUCAUCAAGAUAGGUAG